GUAAACGGUGGCUUGAAGUGUGCGGCAGAUGAUGGCCAUGGUUUAUGGAUUCCUACGUGAGAUAGAUCACUGUUGAUGUGAAUGCGGUGGAGGGGGUGGAUGGCGUCCAGGCCGCGUCCCCCUCCCCUCAGUCUUUCUCCUCCGACACAUAAAGGAAUCCGGCACAGACGUCCCGGUGGUCAUCCUGACGACUCCUCACGUUCGGCCCACGCAGCUACCUGAGCGCCACCAUGACGGAACGCUUCGACUGCUACUACUGCCGGGAAAACCUGCAGGGCAAGAAGUACAUCCAGAAGGAUGAGAAGCACGUCUGCGUGCGCUGCUUCGAAAAGCUGUGUGCCAACACCUGCGCCGAGUGCCGUCGCCCCAUUGGUGCCGACUCCAAGGAGCUGCACCAUAAGAAUCGCCACUGGCACGAAGACUGUUUCCGCUGUGCCAAGUGCUACAAGCCCCUGGCCAACGAGCCCUUCAGCACCAAGGACGACAAGGUGCUGUGCGGGAAGUGCUGUGCCCGUGAGGAAGGCAAUCGCUGCCAGACCUGCUACAAGGUGAUCACACCAGGUACUAAGAGCGUGGAGUACAAGCACAAGAUGUGGCAUGAGGAGUGCUUCACCUGCCUUUACUGCAAGCAGCAGAUCAACACGCAGAGCUUCCACACUAAGGGUGAUGAGAUCUACUGCACCGCCUGCCAUGAGAAGAAGUUCUCCAAGAACUGUGCACACUGCAAGGAGCCCAUAACCUCGGGGGGGAUCAGCUACCAGGACCAGCCCUGGCACGCGGAGUGCUUUGUCUGUCUGACAUGCCGCAAGCCGCUGGCUGGGGCGCGCUUCACCGCGGUGGAGGACAAGAUGUACUGCGUGGAUUGCUACAAGACCUCCGUGGCCAAGAAGUGCAGUGGCUGCCAGAACCCCAUCACAGGAUUCGGAAAGGGCACCAAUGUGGUGAACUACGAGGGCAACUCCUGGCAUGAGUACUGCUUCAACUGUAAGAGGUGCUCCCUGUCACUGGCCAACAAGCGCUUUGUGGCGCAUGGGGAGGCCAUCUACUGCCAAGACUGUGCCAAGAAGCUGUGAGAAGCAGCCUGGUGCCAGGCAAACACCCCUACCUCUGGGGCCUUGUGGUUUUCAAGGGUGGGAGAUCAAUAAAGCAAUAACUCUAAAAUUAAGACAAACAAACAAUAACAUACUAGCCCUUUGCAAGUGUCACAUUAAUUCCUGUAGAAGACAAUUAGAAGUAGCUGUUAUGCACAGGUCAUCAGAAUUGGGAGGACAUACACUGAGUGUCCCCCCCAACUUCUCAUCCAACUUCAAUGUGAAGAACCUUAGAUUAAUGUUUUGAUUAAAAAGCAUGAGAUUUUUUUUUAAAUUUGUAUUCACUAUUUACCAGCACAGGCAACUAGUCUGCUUUUGGGGGCAUGCGGUAUUCCAGUACUCACUCGCUUUCUAGAGCUUCUACUCUGGUCAUCUUCUCCAAGAAACCACCCACCCCUGCAAAUGUGUGUGCCUUACUGGAAGGUCUGAAACAAGCACAGCCAUGGAAAGAUUUGAGACAGCGCUUUAUUAAAAUAACUAUUUACAUUCUUUUAACAAACAUUUUGUGGUAUUUCUGGAACUUUUGCUUAGGCAUUGGCUAGUUUUAAAGAUGUAAAAACCUUUCUGGGACUAUUUCCAGGGCAAGGUCGAGAAGGAUGCUGUUUUUUGUUGAAGUGGAGUUUUAAUGGACAUAUUUACAACUUUGUGAAGUGCAAAGACAUUAGUGGAAACAAAUGUUAGAUUUGAUGCAAACAAAAAAUAAAGUGUCAACCACAGUUCAUUCUGCUUAUUAGACAUUGUAGUAAAAGCUUUUCCCCAACAUUCUUAAAAAUGUAUUUUAAAAUGACCUUUGCAGAAAGCUUUAAUUUUUACCAGUAUGCAAUACAGACAUAUUUACAAAUACCACAUGUAGACAGGGCAUUCAAGCCGACUUCACUGUUUUCCUUACCCUCUUUGGGAAGAAUGAUUGUCAAAGCAGAAAUAAGCACACUUGACAUGCGACUAAAGUCAUAAACUAACAUGGGACCCAUUUACAGCCCUAAGGCACUGCUACAGUCUAUGAUAAGUUUAGAGAAAUGUUUAACUUCAGUAUGAGCAAAGACCACGGAGGGGAUGCUUCCAAGUUCAGGGGUGCAGGGUCUUACAGAACAUCUCCAGCACAAACAAACAAUGAGCGCGAACCAUCAUGGGAUUAUAAAUCUGGACCUCCUCCUAACAUCAAAACUGGAUGGCCAAAAAAAGUACAAAAUGUAACAUCCUCCUCUAAUUUUCUCAUACACAAGCCAACUGUUCGCAGCACUUGCAGUUCUGUUUUCCAAAAUGGCCUCGCAUACCUGACUCCCUCAGAGAAUGGUCUCUCUCACUCCUUCCUUCACCAGCAACGAAGAGUACUUUCCUCUUAAAACAAUCUAAAAAUAUGAAACACAUGUCAUGUAGCGAAACAAUGAGUUCGGUAAAAGCCAACAGUAAAGUCAAAAAAGCCAAGAUGAAACAUCUGAUACCCCACAGCAAAUGAAUCUGUCUACACCUUCCAGUUGUGUUUUCUUCCAGCUGCACUGGAAUGGACAUAUAAUAAAGAGGUUAGAUUUAGGAAAACUGUGAUAAUCUGUCAAGGCCCAGUGCCUGGUGCUUAAGGUGAGCGGCUAUUCAUCUGUCAAUCAGCAAGCUCUACCCCAGUCACUGUGCAAUGACGGGAGGAAAGGGGCCCUGGGGAAAGCAUUUGAGUGUAAACUGCUCAGAUGUUGCUGAACAUGCCAUACCCAGGAGUCAUCCCACUGGAUCUGCGAUGGUCCUCUCCUGUCCUUCCUCCUUCCCAUUUCCAACUUCCCUGUUAAGCAGUGAAAUGAAGACCACAGGACUUUGCCCUAAAUCAAUGACCUAGAGUCACUCAAUAGAACCACACUCACUUAUCAAACCUUUCCAAAAAGCUGCUUGAAGAUCACACCAGUUACAUACCUACAUGCACAAGAUACUUCCUUACAGCCUCUGGCACUUGGGUCUUCUAAACCCUGCAGCUAUUUACAGUGUCACCUGGGAGAUGUGGGGUUGAGUAAUGGUGAGUGAAGAGCCUACAGCCCAUCUAUGGCAGACUUCAAGAUAACAUCCUGGCUCUAUGUGGGAUCCAUAUCACACUGAGCUGAAAAGGAUGCAACUGAGCAGAAUGACAGAUAAACAUAACCUACCUGGUGCCCUGGUAUUAAUCCAUAUACAAACCUAUUAAACUCCACUCCUGAAGCCUCAGUUCUUCCCAUCCGGUUGGAAACUUUAUAGCCUAAUACUGACUGUAUAUACCGUACAAUACAGUAACAUACAGAAAAAUAUCCUCACACAUAUUAGAUAUGGUAUGUACACCAAAACUUACACAAGCCAGAUUACAAAAUGUGUACUUUGACUUUGGGACAAAAAUUGUAUAUGAUAUCAAAUAAAAAACAAAAGAACAAAUCCUUAAUAAAUCUGGGGUACAGAGGGAAUGGUUAUAGAACAACCAAACAGGGGUUGUCAGAGAGGUUAAAACAAGCCAGCUACACAGAGCAGAAA
Molecule: messenger RNA, 3569 nt
Organism: Scleropages formosus (Asian bonytongue)
Lineage: Eukaryota; Metazoa; Chordata; Actinopteri; Osteoglossiformes; Osteoglossidae
Product: four and a half LIM domains protein 1-like
Exons: 6
Coding region: 231-1073 (280 amino acids)
Biological process (GO): muscle organ development
Molecular function (GO): transmembrane transporter binding
Source: RefSeq, a predicted model, not a curated record